Molecule: messenger RNA, 775 nt
Organism: Caenorhabditis sp. 36 PRJEB53466
Lineage: Eukaryota; Metazoa; Nematoda; Chromadorea; Rhabditida; Rhabditidae
Source: the annotation of a GenBank genome assembly
AUGUCCGUUCCCACUCCAGAAAAACGUUUCCAACUUGAGAAGGAAGUUGUUGCUGCUAUCCCGGAUCUUUUGGUGAUCAAGCCAAAGGUAAAUUCCUUUAAUUUUAAAAAACUAUCUAAUUUCUUCACUUUUCAGGUGUUCCCGGACGAGCGCGGAUUCUUCUCCGAGAGCUACAACAAGACCGAGUGGGCCGAGAAAAUCGGGUACACCGAGGACUUGCAGCAGGUCUUGACGCGAUGAACUUUCACCUUUCAAAUUCAAAUUUUUUCAGGAUAACCACUCGUUCUCCCAUUAUGGCGUUCUCCGUGGUCUUCACUCUCAACCACAUAUGGGAAAAUUGGUGACUGUGGUAGGUAAACUGUUGAUUUUUUGAAUUUACGUUUCAAAUCCAAUCAUUUCAGGUGAGUGGAGAGAUCUUCGAUGUGGCUGUUGACAUUCGCAAGGACAGCCCGACGUACGGAAAGUGGCACGGAGUGAUUCUGAACGCGAACAACAAGCACGCUUUCUGGAUUCCGGCUGGCUUCUUGCACGGAUUCCAGGUGCUCAGCAAGGAAGGAGCUCAUGUCACUUACAAGUGCUCAGCUGUGUAUGACCCGAAAACUGAAUUCGGUCAGUGAAAUCCGAGGGAAAUAGCGAUAAUCUAUAUAUAUAUAUUUUGUUUUCAGGAAUCAACCCAUUCGAUGAGGAUAUCAACGUGGACUGGCCGAUCAAGGAUUCUUCCCGCCUGAUCGUCUCAGAGCGUGACACCCAACAUCCAUCCUUCAAGUCCCUCUAA